CCGACGAGGCAAACCCUGAUCGAGGAAGCGAACAUCAUCGUCACCCAGAAUGAGCAGACCAGCAGACACCUGGACCGUUUCCUGAUCUGCACGAACCAACCCUUCAGCUUGGUCGAGAACUACUACUUCCUUUAGCUCAUCGAUGCGGUUAAGAAGUGCCAUCCUAGUUGGUGGCCGUGCAAGAGGGACGAGAUGAGGACAAAGCGGUUGGACGGGCAGUGCAAACUUGUUGGGGACGAUAUGAUGAGUCUUGUGAGGAAAUGGGAGAGGACGGGCUGCAUGCUGCAGAUGGACGGGUGGUCGGAUAGGAGGAACAAAACACAUCUCAACGUAAUGGUUUCCUCCCCAGUUGGCACUGUGUUUUGGAAGUCCGUGUGCAUGGAAGGGAAGGAGAAAAAUUCAACGGCCUACUUCAAGCUGUUGGAGGGAGUCAUCGAGGAGAUCGGUCCGCAGUCCAUCGUCGGCGUCGUGAUGGACAAUGCGAGGGUCUGUUCGAAGGUCGGGAAGAUGGUGGAGGCGAAGUACCUCGGGAUUUUCAGUAUCGGUUGCACGCCCCAUGCGUUGGAUUUGGCGCUGGAAGAUAUGUACAAGCGAAUGGACUGGAUGAAGAAAGUCGUUGACAAGGGCAACCGAGUGGGCAAGUUUGUGACCAACAUUGACAAGGUCUGCGCGAUGUUCAACAGAAUCGCAAACACCCAACUCAAACGCCCAGCCGUCACGAGGUUCGCAACAAACUUUGAAAUGCUGGAGGCGCUAAAGAGAGGGAGGACUUCACUUGAGCUGUGCGUCGAGAACGUGGAAUGGGUUCAGAAGUUGGUGAGGGUUGAGCAGGUGGAGGCAUUUAACGCUGUCACGCGCACCAUCGUGGACAGUGGCUUUUGGGAUGAGGUCGACAAAGCAAUCGCUGUCAUGGAGCCCGUGGUCAAGUUGCUGCGUUUGGUGGACGGUCCCGGAGCGACUGUCAGCAAAGUGUACUUCGGCAUGGACGAGAUCGUCGCACAGAUGCGGAUCCUCGACUUUUUGACGGAGGAGGAGAAGUUAGCGGUGGAGAACAUUCUCAUGGACCGGUGGACAUUUUUGACAUCCGAGUUGCAUUGCGCUGCAGCCUUUCUCGAUCCGGAGUAUCGAUCGCUGACCAUGCGGGAUACGGAGAUCCGCGAGGGAUUCAACAUAUGGGUCUAUUCUUGGGCGCCACCGGAGCUACUGAAUCAAAUCAGCAGGCAAGUCGAUUAUUGGGUCCGCGGAUUGGGCACUUUCGAGACACAAAACGCAAAGGAGCAGGCCAAGCUGCAAACACCAGCACUUUGGUGGGAGGUGUUUGGGGGAUCAUUGUACCUUCUCCAACCAUAAGCCAUCAAGCUUCUCGGCCAGGUGAGCUCUUCGGCCGCGUGCGAGCGCAACUGGAGCUUGCACCAGCUA
This is a messenger RNA of Chara braunii, 1419 nucleotides long. NCBI's taxonomy places the organism in Eukaryota, Viridiplantae, Streptophyta, Charophyceae, Charales, Characeae. The record is from the annotation of a GenBank genome assembly.